UUCCCAGGUUGGAUUGUGAUCUUGGCAACUUUUUCUCCCAAGUAGAAGGCGAAGUUCUCUGAUCUCCCUCUAACUUUUUCCUGCAGUUUUCUCUCACAACAAUCUUUCUGGGGGAAAACCCUCAAGACAUGGAGGUAAUCUUUAGUUUCACUCAAGGUUCUGCCCCCAUUUUUAUGGAAGAGAAGUUGCUUCACAGUGAGAAUAAAGUGGAACACAUUCCUUUCGUCUGUUUUGUGCAUGAACUUAUACAAAAACUACAUAGCUUUUCUCAUCUACAGUUGCAAGAUAUAUUUGGUGGCUUUGCAGAGAUGGAACCCACUGCGAAAGUAGUCUCCUGUGGUCCAUCAGGGUUGUUGCAGAGUGAUGAACUAUACAAUUAUGUGCUGACGACUAGUGUGUACCCCAGAGAGGAAGAGAUUCUGAAGGAGCUCAGAGAAACUAUUGCAAACCAUCCACAGUCCUACCUUGCAACUGCACCGGAUGGGGGUCAGUUCAUCGCUCUGCUCCUUAAGCUAUUGAAUGCAAAGAAGACUAUAGAGGUCGGCGUCUUCACUGGAUACUCUCUCCUGCUCACAGCUCUCACGAUUCCGCACGAUGGCAAGAUCAUAGCGAUCGAUGUAGACCGAGAAGCAUACGAGAUCGGAUUACCGUUUAUCAAGAAAGCCAACGUCGAACACAAGAUCGACUUCAUUGAAUCGCAAGCUUUGCCUGUCCUCGAUAAAUUAUUAGAAAAUCGAGAAAAUGAAAGCAGCUUCGACUUUGCAUAUGUUGAUGCUGACCGGGCAAACCUGAAGAACUAUCACGAGAGGCUGCUGAUGCUGGUGAGGGUCAGGGGCGUGAUCGUGUAUGAUAACACUCUCUGGGGAGGCACCGUCGCCUUGGCCGACCCGUCCUCCGCUCACCCAAUAAGGCAAUUCGCGUGGAAGGACACGAUCGAGUUCAACAAGAUGAUAGCGGGCGAUCUUCGGGUCGAUAUAUCUCAAGUAGCGUUGGGCGAUGGGAUGACGAUUUGCAGGCGCAUCUGUUGAUGCCUUUUGAUCACACUUAUGGCAUAGAUCAAAAUAGUACUUGUUCCUCACUCUUUCGAGGUUUGAGCAUAAUAACUUCUAAUACAAAUUGUGAGGCUGUUGUUUUAUGAUCUUUUGAGUACUUUCAAUAAACUUCGGAGGACUGUUCCUGUCAA
This is a messenger RNA of Syzygium oleosum, 1183 nucleotides long. RefSeq names its product probable caffeoyl-CoA O-methyltransferase At4g26220. The transcript is spliced from 6 exons. The record is from RefSeq and is a predicted model, not a curated record. Gene Ontology annotation, molecular function: S-adenosylmethionine-dependent methyltransferase activity; O-methyltransferase activity. The coding region runs from base 129 to 1028 and encodes 299 amino acids. Lineage: Eukaryota; Viridiplantae; Streptophyta; Magnoliopsida; Myrtales; Myrtaceae.